Molecule: messenger RNA, 2199 nt
Organism: Coccinella septempunctata (seven-spotted ladybird)
Lineage: Eukaryota; Metazoa; Arthropoda; Insecta; Coleoptera; Coccinellidae
Product: outer dynein arm-docking complex subunit 4-like
Exons: 8
Coding region: 142-2160 (672 amino acids)
Molecular function (GO): protein binding
Source: RefSeq, a predicted model, not a curated record
UUGGAUCUUUCUGACAGAUCUGUCAACAAACUCAAAAUGAAAAUAAUCGCAACGAGUCGAAUAUUGUAGGGUUCCAUAAUUUUUUUUUCCGGUAGAAGUAUAUGUAUACCCGAAAUUAAUGGGCCUCCUUGAAGCUCGAUAAUGCCGAAAGUAACAUUCAACAUAGAAAAAUUAAAUGAAACAUUCAAUUGGCCGGUGUACUAUAGAGAGGUCGGGUACUAUGUCCGGAGAAGAGAAGAAUACGAAAGAAGUUUGAAAUAUUUCGACCAAUCGCUCAAGAAAGAACCGGAUAGCAUCAGAACUCUGAAAGGAAGAGCUAAUGCUAGAGCGAAAGCUGUUAAAUUUACUGGUGCCCUAGAAGAUAUUCAAAGGAUAUUGACAUUAGAACCUGAAAAUAUAUAUCUGAAAGCAGAAAGAGCGUUAAUAACAUAUUUGGGUUGCGAAUUCGAAGAUGCUCUCAUACAAAAUUACAGGAAUGUUCCACUUAGGCAGAAGCCGGACAACUUUGUCAUGGGUUGUAUGCAUUGUGAAGAUGCCAUACUGAACUGCAUAUCCGAGCGCGCUGGAAAACCAUUACGGGACCAUUUCAAAAUCAUCAGAAAAAUCGCUUGGACGAAAACGAUCGAGAAUCAGAGACCCUUCAAGCCGGUCGCAAAGUACCGCAAGAAGAGGAAACGUUCUAUGUUCGUAGUACUACCGACGUCUGUCGCCAAGAGCGAGAAAAAGAAGAAGGAUAAAGAGAAAAGCGACGAAGAAAAGACCGGCUUAUCAGACACAUCCACGGGGAAAUUGAUGGGUUCCCUAGCAAUGAUUGUCGAUUCGUCGUCGAUAAAAGACAGCUUGUAUAGUCACGAAUCCUCAUUGAACCAGCUCCGAAUGCCACCUGCACCACCGUUUCCACAUCGGCCGAUGCAGAAUCGCACGAGUAACAUCGAUAAUUAUAUAGCGGAGAGAUAUCUGAAUAAACUUUACCAGGAUAAGCAAUUUUUGAAAAUCCUUCCAAACAGCAGUGGUACAAUGAUAGCCAAUGAAAAAGGAUCACUGAAAAUAAAACAGUUGGCAAUUCAGGGUUACAAAAACGUGUAUAAUACUCAGGAAAUGCUUCGGGCACGCAGACCAUUUUAUUUUAUUAAGUACCAAGAAGCAAGAUCGUGUGGUAAGCUAGACCAGAGGAGACAGCAUACAUUGAGGUUACUCCAAGAUAUGGCUACAAAACAAGCAGAUUAUAUGAUCUCUAAGAUCCAGGAUGAACUGAAGAAUCGUAAAGUGCGAAGACUUUUUGAGUUCGCUGAGAAAUUGGUCAGCUUCUGUGAAACUACGUCGAAGAAAGUUUUUCCGAAACGACAGCAAUACAUGUCUCGAAUGCUCGAUAUGGUUUGCGAAGCAUUCUAUGUGACCAAGAAAUUUUCGAAGAAUAUGACCGAGGAGCAGAAAGAAGAUCGAAUCAAAUUGAUUCUGGGCUUACCGAUGGAAAAGUUCCCGUCAACUGAUUCUUUGGCCAACGAUAUGAAGGGAUGGUUUCUGGACUAUAAAAAGAUGUCUGCGAUCUACGAGAAACGUUUGUUCAGGGCGGAAAGUCCGGAGGAACUCGCUUGGCUCUAUCAUGAACUCUCAAGAUUUUCGUUCGAGUUGAAGAAAUACGAGCUGGCUAGAAUGUAUGCCAGGAAAUGCAUAACUGAAGCAAACACCUGCAAAAAAUUGAAAUGGAUAAUGAAUGCUAUGAUUCUGAUAGUCAGGAUUGAUAUCGUGCAGAAGAACAAGAAUGACGCUAAAAAUCAGGCUAAGCAUGCAAAGAAAAUCGCUACAAGAUUGAAGGACGACGAAAUGGCUGAUUUCUUGGAAAGGUGCGUCAAUUCAAUAGAGGAAUCCACAAUGGAUGAUAUGCUUGGAACCAAGCUUCUGGAAAUGAGAGAAAAGCAAAUCAUCAAAUUAUUAACCACGCAGAAGAUGAAGGACGAGGCAGCAUAUUUGUUCAGGAGAAUAUCUACCCUUCCAAUGAAUAAGAGAAUGUCGGUCAUGCCUGGUUUCACUUUUGCGGAUGGCAAGUCGAGGAAAUUCACCUCUUCGGAGUCCCUUUUGGGCGAUGUUGCCAAAAAAGAAGAAGGAAAGGCGGCAGGUACGAAGAAAACAAGAGGAGUUGCAUUCCUCAACUUUUUGUGAAUCGGUGUAUGAUCGGAAUAAACAAAUUGAAGAGACAAA